Molecule: messenger RNA, 679 nt
Organism: Corylus avellana
Lineage: Eukaryota; Viridiplantae; Streptophyta; Magnoliopsida; Fagales; Betulaceae
Product: Ribosomal protein L18e/L15 superfamily protein
Biological process (GO): translation
Cellular component (GO): ribosome; cytosolic large ribosomal subunit
Molecular function (GO): structural constituent of ribosome
Source: RefSeq, a predicted model, not a curated record
CCCCAAACCCUACCCCUCCUAUCAAUACUUCGUCUCUCGGCCGCCGAAAACCCUAAAUCUUCACACGCAGAGCGCGAGAGAGAUCGAGAAUGACGACUAGGUUCAAGAAGAACAGGAAGAAGAGAGGGCACGUGAGCGCGGGACAUGGCCGUAUCGGAAAGCACAGGAAGCAUCCGGGAGGUCGCGGUAACGCCGGAGGCAUGCACCACCACCGGAUCCUCUUCGACAAGUACCAUCCCGGGUACUUCGGCAAGGUAGGUAUGCGGUACUUCCACAGGCUCCGCAAUAAGUUUUUCUGCCCCAUCGUUAACGUAGACAAGCUAUGGUCCCUGGUCCCCAAGGACGUGAAGGAAAAGGCCUCCAAGGACAACGCUCCCCUCAUCGAUGUGACCCAGUUCGGCUACUUCAAGGUCCUCGGAAAGGGCAUGCUGCCAGAGAACCUGCCCAUCGUUGUCAAGGCAAAGCUCAUCUCCAAAACCGCCGAGAAAAAGAUCAAGGAGGCCGGUGGCGCUGUUGUUCUCACAGCUUAGGUUCCGCUGUGCUUUUUGUUAUUAGUUUUUUGUUUCUUUGAAAUUUUGUUCUGUUUGGGAACUUCAGUCAAGACGUGUUUCGUAUUAUUACGAUUAUUAUCUGUUUUUCACUGAGAUUCAAAUGAUGGGAUUAUUUUAUGGUUGCAUUA